Molecule: messenger RNA, 2440 nt
Organism: Neltuma alba
Lineage: Eukaryota; Viridiplantae; Streptophyta; Magnoliopsida; Fabales; Fabaceae
Product: receptor-like protein EIX1
Exons: 2
Coding region: 1-2376 (791 amino acids)
Molecular function (GO): protein binding
Source: RefSeq, a predicted model, not a curated record
AUGAUGAUGCUUCGUUUUACAUCACAAAUCUCUCUUAUUUUGUUGGUGUUACUAUGUGCAGUGACAUUCAACAGAAUCUUUUGCUGCCAUGAAAGGGAUCGAAGUUUACUAUUAAUCUUCAAACAAGGCGUUGUAGAUCCUUCUUCUCGCCUCUCCUCUUGGUCAACUCAACAAGAUUGCUGUGAGUGGCAUGGAGUUUUAUGUGAUCUCAACACCGGCAGAGUCACAAAUCUUUUUCUGCAAAACCAAUUUCAGAAUGGUUCAGAAUCCUUGGGAGGUGAAAUCAACUUACCUUCAUUACUUGAACUUGAAUUUCUACAAACACUGGACUUGAGCUUCAAUGAUUUUCAACGUAUAAGCAUGCCAUCGAUCAAUACUUCUGCUCUUGUUCAUAGUCAUUUACCUGCAAAUUUUUCCAAGCUUUAUUUCCUGAGAUUAUCACACAAUGAUCGUCUUCGCAUUGAUAAUCUUCACUGGCUUUCCCGACUUCCUUCCUUGACCAGUCUUGAUCUCAGUGGCAUUCAUCUUCCUAUGGAAAAGAAUUGGGUUCAAUCAUUAGCUUCACUACAUCUGGAGAGAUUAUACCUGCGUGAUUGUCAGUUGACCAGCUUCAUUUUGUCUAUUGAGAAUGCCAGUUUUAGCUCACUCUUAUUUCUCGAUCUUGGUCUAAAUGAUUUUAGACAUGGAUUGCCUAAAUGGUUGUUUAAUCUUAGUAGUGACCUCUAUUAUAUUGAUCUCAGACAAUGUAAUGUAAGAGGUCAAAUUCCAGAUUUUUCGGCCUACCGAAACCUGCAUAUCUUAGAACUAUCAAACAACAAACUCACAGGAUCAAUACCAGAUUGGUUAGGCCAGCUUGCUCGCUUAACUAGCCUUAAUCUAUCUAUGAACUGGUUUCAUAGUUCCAUUCCUUCCAGUCUCGGAAACUUAUCAACUUUAUCAUAUUUAGAUAUUAGCUUUAACCAAUUGAGCGGGACGCUUCCAAAAGCCCUGGAGCAAACCUAUGUGAUAUUGGGUUUGUCACACAACUCAAUUGGAGGAGAUAUAUCAAACUUGUUGCUGACCAGUGAUUUUGUACUUAUGUCAUAUAAUAAGUUUGAAGGACAGCUUCCUCGUAUAUCAUCUAAUGUCAUCGCUUUGGAUUUGGCUUACAACUCUUUCUCUGGAUCUUUAUCCUCUCUUUUAUGUCACACUGAGAGUGACAUAAAUUCCUUGUUGUAUUUGGACACAUCCAAUAAUUUUCUGAGUGAAGAACUUCCAGCUUGUUGGAGCAACUGGCCACGCUUGUCUUACAUCUACUUAGGGAGUAAUAAGUUGCCUGGUGAAGUUCCUCCAUCCAUGGGUUCAUCAUUGCUUAAGCUUAGGUCUCUAGAUUUACAUAAUAAUAGCUUUUCUGGAGACAUACCAUGGACUUUUCAGACUUGUGCAUCUCUGGUGCUGAUCAACCUGGGAGGAAACAACUUUGCUGGAACUGUACCAAUAUGGAUGCAGCAAAGUGUAGCAGUUUUAAAACUGAGAUCCAAUCAAUUCAUAGGCGACAUUCCACCACAGAUAUGUAAUCUGUCUAAUUUAAUUGUGUUGGAUGUUGCAAAUAACAAACUUUCUGGAUCCAUUCCUUCCUGUCUACACAACUUAACUAGCUUGGUUUCAGGACUUCUCAGUAAUGCUCUAAUCAAUGAAGCUGCAGAUCUGCCUGUGUGGGUUAACUACCCAACUCCAUAUGAAUUCAAAAUUGAUUUGCAUAUAAAAGGUCAAGAAUUAAAGUAUGAAAAGAACCUAAAACUUGUGCGGAGCAUUGAUCUCUCAUCUAAUAAGCUAUCUGGAGAAAUUCCUGCACAGUUGUUUGGACUCAACAUGUUGCAAUCGUUGAACUUGUCUUAUAAUCAUUUGACAGGAGGGAUAUCAGAGAGGAUUGGGGAGAUGAAAUUUCUCGAGUCUCUUGAUUUCUCCCACAACAGUCUUCAUGGCAAUAUUCCUCAAAGCUUCUCCACUUUGUCUUUUCUAAGUGUUUUGAAUCUGUCAUAUAACUACUUCAUUGGACAAAUUCCACUAGGGACACAGCUUCAAAGUUUUGAUGCAUGGAGUUACAUUGGGAAUCCUGAACUUUGUGGUGAUCCUCUUCAAAAGAAAUGCACAACAGAAAGAAACCCAAAUAAUACAAUACAACUACUUGAAGGGAAUGACGAUGACGCUUUUCUAAAGUCAUUGUAUCUUGGAAUGGGUGUUGGAUUUGCGGUUGGAUUCUGGACAGUUUGUGGUUCUCUGUUCUUCAAUAGAGCAUGGAGGCAUACUUGUUUCCGGUUCUUUGAGUUCAUAACCGGUCAAAUCUACGUCUCAGUGGCCACAAAGCUUCGGAGAUUAUUCUCUUUAUGGGAAUAAGUUAUAGGAAAAUGGCGACAGCAAGGAGCUUGAGAGGACGAGUUCAGGCGAAGGAUUGAGGAGA